AGUUCGUCAUUUCAGUAGUUAGAAAGAUGGCGUCAAUGAAAGAAGCGACGAGUGAUAAACACAGUUGUGCGUCAAAGAAUAAGUUUCUUGAGUGAAUGUGCCGAAAUCUUCUGACUUUCUAAAUUCGUGGCUCGCCACUUGGAUAUCCUGGCGAAGUGAGAUCUCCCGGGAGUCUGGCGUAGUCUAUCAUCUAAACCAAACCUCACUUCGCCCUGCAGCAGACCUACUGCCUCACGGCCUAGGGCCAAGUAUGGUCUUUUUCAUUUAUGACUUACUUUAUGACAUCGCUGAGGAUCUUUCUGGUGAUGAACAAAUGAUGUUGUGACUAUUGUGCAGUGGACCCUCUAAUCCCAAGUUAUGGCGACGCGUGCGAACCCCACCAAGUUAAUGGAACAACGGCUCCUAGAUGUCAGUGUCAAAUAUUCAGAUAAAAUACAAUGCCUAACAUCAACAUGGAACCUAUUAAAAGAACAAAAAGAAGAAGGGACAUUUCAAGACUCCUUCAACUUUUUGAUGAGGAACUCCAUAAACCUUGUGCUCAAGCCAGAAUGGAGAAGUAUCAAGCAAGCCAUGAAAACACACUUGAAAUGUCAGGUUUCGGAUUGUGAGAGGCUUAAGAAAAGAAGUGAACACAUAGCUUCACAAUGCCAAUCCCUUUGCAAUCUCUUAGAUGAACCGUGGGGGAACCCAACCUUAAGUAAUAUUAUUCAGGUGAAACCAUAUGAUGAGCAAGCAGCUUUAUCAUUUCUGGAGGCUGAUAGGUACAUCCUUGAAUCCCGCUUAAAUAUCCUCUGUGAAGAUAAAAAGUGUUAUGACAUUGCUCAAAGAUUAGCAGCAGUUGUCUGGAUGUUUUACAAGCGAGACAGGCGCCUUCUCUCAUUUCUUCCAGACAACGAGCUGCACUAUAUCCUAGAUCUAUGGAUUGUUCUCCUUGUGCGACAGAACAAACAUAAGGAUGUAACUGAUCAGAUGAAAGAAGUACCUCUCUCUCAGGGCUUACUUUUUAGUAAGAGACUCAAAACUUACAACCCAGUUCUCUCAGGGAAAAGCAAAAUUUGGAAGAAGAGUCGUAAUGCUGCACAGACAGUAGUAUUUGUAUUUUUUGCCAGAGCAAUAGCAGAACCUGUAGAAAAAAUAGAUGACACCAUCACUGAACUCAUCUCAGAAUGGGUGGAAAUGAACAGUAAUGAUGCCGAGUUUGAAAGCAUGAUAAGCAAGCUAGGUGCUCAAGCCAAAUCUGUUGAUCAAAUUGCUGCUCUUAGUACCUGCCUAGAAAAGAAAUUUCCUGGUCGAUAUCGGCUGAAAUGCGUGGAGUUAUUUAUUAAAAGUUUGACCUCUGAAGUAAAUCGAAUGGAACAGAUUCGAUCUUUAGAAAAUGAUGCAGAGCUGCGGGCAGCCGAAGAGCAUUUGUCAGCAGGUUUUCUACAGCUAGCUAAUUUAUUAUCAGAUAGUUUAAAUGAGUGCCGUGAAUGCAUUCUCACUGCAUUUUCUCUGAACCCAACUGAUGACUGUUUAAACAGAAUGAAAGAUAUUGCCAUGUGCACUGGGCACAUCAAAUCUCAAGUAUUAGAUACAGGCCAGCCUGCACCCACUGUUGAAUAUGGAAUGAAUGUGGAGAUCAAAAUUGAAGAUAGAAAUGAGUUACAAUUGCCACAAAACUUACAAGAUGAUCUUCAUGUGAUUCUGAAAUGCUCUCGUAAUAGGGUCUUGAGUUGGGAUCUGAAGUGGGAUGAUCUGAACUCUAGAUGUAAUGACUAUCUCAAGGAGGUGUCUAAAGGAGAGCGUUCUGUGGCAAAAGAGCUCAAGUUCCUGGAUUUAGAUUACAGCAAGUUUUCAAACAUGCCUUCUAAUGAAGAAGAUAGUCAUGAUGGAAUUGAAAAGGGUUAUGAGCUAGACAAUGAUCCAGGAACAGGUGAAGAGGACAUCGAAGACAUACCUUUUAGAAGUAAUCAGUCAUCUCCCUCUGAAACUGGUUCAGACACCCCUUAUAACAUAAAGAAGAGAUUUGAUUCCUCUGACCCAAGAAAAAAGAAAAGAACACCAAAGCGUAAUUAUCCUUCAUCAGAUGAUUGUAGGAGUAAGUUUAAUAUUAAUGAAUCACAUCUUGGUAAAAAAGUCAAAAGCCAAAGAAAACCUAAAGGUAAAACUCCGAAAAGUGAUGCCAAAAGAAAUGGAAAGUCAUCUGUUGUGCAGUUCCAUGUUUCUAGUGGAAAGGAUCCCCGUAAUAUUGGUGAGGAUUUCAAUCCAGCUAGCACCUAUCAAAAUUACAAUGUAAAUUCUGAGGAUCUGAAGAAACUUGGUCAAGUGGACAAGAAACAUCCGCCAAAUAAAGAAGCCCUUGCAAGUCUCAGGAAAUAUCGACCAAAAAAGAAGAAUCCUUCUAGUUUGGAUACCUCUUUGAUGCCCAAGAUCACUUUGCAAAAGGAUGCAAACAUUGAGAAGUAUCGAGAAAGAAAGGCUUCUGGCUUCAACGAGCCUUACUCCUUGUCAAUAGUACCUGGCCUGAACUCCCUGGACAUGAUGAUGCCCAGGCCUCAGUGCACUACCGUACAGGUCGUCCACGUUUCGGGAAACGUGGCUCCCCGAACCUCGAGCAGCAGCGUCUCCAAGCCCGAGGACGAGCAGGGGCCGGCCUCAUCGGAGCAGCAGGUGGCAGUGAAUGGCAACGGCAACGCCAGCGCCCUGUCCACCAGCAACCAGGCUGCGCCGCAGCUCAGCGGCAGCAGCAACGCGCCCAACAGCAACGCGCCCAAUCUAGUCAGCCACAAGCUCGAGACGUACUACCCUGGGCCAAGCCGCAUGGUGCAGCUGAUGACGGCCUCGGGGCAGGGCCCUGUGCAGCUCUCCAGCGUGGCGCCGGGGCUGGCGCCGCUCACCUCUUCGCGGGUCGUGGUGCGGCAGGCCCAGCCGCAGGCCCAGCCGCCGGCACUCACCCAGGUCCCUCAGCGGCGCGCCAGCUGGAACCAGGCCACCACGGCGUCCUCUGCGACGACGGCGCUGCCUCAGUUCUCGCAGGCGUUUGGCACGACCAGCGCACUCAAGCAAGCCUUGCUCGCGGACAAGACCCCCAAGCUCAACCAGUCGGCGGCGGGGUUUGGGUCCCAGGCCCAGCCGGCGGGGUUUGGGGCCCCAGUGCAUCCGCCGGGGUUUGGUCAGCCGCCAGUUCCGCCUCUCCAAGCGCGGCUGAACUCGAGUCAAUCGCCAUCGUCACUGCCGCAGCCAGAGAUGCAGCCCACGCCGCCGCAGGAGCAGCCAGCUACAGCCCUUCAACCAGCACCAGCUGGUGCUCUAGCGACCACUACUAUGACUACAGCUCAGGUCAUAGUCAAGUCGACCAGUGGAGCGGCUACUACAAUCAGUCAGGGAGCUACCGGAGUUACUCAAGCGACUCCCACGCUGACUCCCACGCCUACUGGAGUCCUCCUGACGGUCAGUACUACCAGUCAGCCCAGCCUGCACCAGCUCACGGCUAUCAGCAGCACAGCCAGCAGCAGUACUCCUACAACGCGCAGUGUUGUCACGGUGGCGAGCACCAAGGCUGGAGCGGGACAGGGUGCGGCUGUGCUGCUUGCUGGGCUGACCGCGCAGCAGAGGCAGCCUGUGCCAUCCCUGGUCCAUAGGACGCACAGCUACCCACCUGUCUCCGUCUCCAGAGGGGAGAUUCAGCGUGUGCAGAUCGUGCAGGCCGUGAGUCAGGCGAACCAGGCCGUGAAGGUGGCUGUGGUGCCGUCCUCCUCGGUGCCCGUGCCGGCCCUCGUGCAGACGGGUUCGGCCCAGCAAGUCCUCACGGCAGUGACGUCGCCGACUGGGCAACGGACCGUGACAUUGGCUAAGCGGGGAGCGCUGCCCGAGCCCACUCGCAUCCGCGUCAGCAACCCCAUCCUGGACAAGUACCUCCGCCAGACCGCCCAGGAGGCCGUCACCUCCACCAGCUCUACUGCCGCCCCGGCAGCGGCCGCGGCCGCGGGCACGUCCACGACACCCCCUCGCGCUGCUGCAGCGGCGGCGGCGGCGGCCGCAGCCGCCCUGGCCGAGGCCGCCAACGCGCCUACCAACGUCCAACGGCCGCUCUUUCCCUCGGCGCCGACGGGCCCGCCCUCGGAGAACGACAUCCUGAAGGCCCAGCUCCUGGAGUUCGAGUCGGUGCUGCACCAUGUGCACACAACGCGCCAGCUCAAAGAGCGGCAGUCGCUGACCGAGGAUGACAAGCCAGCGGCGGCCCCGGCGUCCACCCCGGUCGCCGGCCCCGCCCCCGCCUCGGCCCCAGCGCCGUCGCCUGCACCGACCGCAGCCACCGCCCCGGUGCCGGCCUCUGCCCCUGCCCUGGCGUCAGCUCAGACCUCUGCCCAGACGCCGACGCAGGCUUCAACUACUGCAACGGCGGCCACUACUACGACUGCCUCCGUCGCCGUGGUGAGCGCAGUGCGCUCGGAUGCUGCUGUUCAGGCCACCGUAGUGACUCCUUCUCUGGUGCCCUCCACCGUCCGCCAGAUGGCGACGGUGCAGCCCACCCCUCAGGCCACUAUGCAGCCCACCCCUCAGGCCACUGUGCAGCCCACUCCUCAGGCCACUGUACAGCCCACCCCUCAGGCUACUGUACAGCCCACCCCGCAAGCCAUUGUGCUGCCCACCCCUCAGUCCGCAGCGCAGACUCUGGUGGCCAUCGCCACGUCCCCAGUGAAGACGUCGGUCCCCAUGGCCACUGUGUCGGUGUCCACCAGCUUCACUCAGACUGUUCCGCUUACGCCUAAGAAGAAAUCCAAAGUCAGCAAGACUUUGACUGUGGUGUCCGCCUCCCCAGCUGUCAACCCUACCGUAUCCGUUGUUCCCGCCAUAGUGGUGCCGGCGUCAACUCCUAUCAUGACCGCCACCAUGACUCCCACGCCCACGCCGGUCACGACGACGACAGCCAGCCAAGCCGGCGCCACCCUGACUCUGCAGGUUGACAAUCGGACCAACUUGUUCAACCCCCGCAUGAUCCCCAUGGUGGUGCCUAAGCAGGUCACCCAGAAGACCACGGAGGAUGAGGAGACGACGGCAAGGAUAUUGUCCAUCCUGCGGCAGUAUGACGAGCAGCUGAGGUGUUCCCCGGAGAUCAACAACAAGCCCGCUCCACGGCGCCGCAACCAGGUCCAGGCCGGCCAGGGCCAAGGCUCGGGGUCCGGCUCCGGGUCUGGAUCGGGAUCUAGUCCAACCACGAAGAGGAAGAACAAAAACAAGACUAAAGGCAACAACGCGGAGAUGAGCCCUGGCACGGAUGACACUCACACCAUGGGAAGCGAGGACUCAAGCAUUGCGUCGCACUUCGCCGAUGGAGUCCUCGAGGCCACUCCUACUAGUCCACUUUCAACUUGUGAUGAUCGUUCCAUUACAAGCACCGCUACUACCCCAGGCCCAGGGGAGACUGGUCCCAUUGCGGUUACCUCAUUUGCUGGUGUAACCAAAGUUGCAUCCUUAACAGCAGACACGGGUGAAACAAUAGAUAUGCAGACGGAAUCAGGCAAUGUGAAGAUAUCAGGAAGCCCUUCGAAAAUUCAAUCCUUACCGAAGAUGCAGGUAUCCCCCAAAGCCCAAGGCACAGCCAAAGUCCUUCAACCAGCCGCCAAAGCUCAGACACCACCAAAGGCCCAAGUAGCAACAAAAGUUUCACCAGCUCCCAAAGUGCCAAGUCCUACCAAAGUACAAAUCUUGUCUAAAUUGCCAUCACCGCAGAAGCCUCCAACCAUGAUAAAUAAAGUACAAACUCUGCCAAAGGCAAGGUCACAUCAUAAAGUGCAAACCACAUCAAAGGUUCAGCAUCUUACUCCAGAAGUGACUAUCACUCCGAACAAUUCCUUGACCUCUGUGACUGUGUCUGUCCAGUCUAGCAAAGAUGUGCCUCCCAGCUCAUCGCAAAAUAGUCGAGUUAUCCAAUCUGUUGAAACUGUGAAACCUGCUCCGCCUCAAGAACUUGAUGCAUCUGCAAUUCAAGUUAUACCUAUACAAGGAAAUGGUCAAGUACUUCAUGUUGUAUCAACUUCAUCUCAAAUAAUAUCAACUUCUCAGCUGGUUUCGAGCUCUUCUCAAAUGGUCUCAAUUGCACCUCAGAUUGUUUCAACACCUCAACUAGUUUCCGCUUCUCAACUGAUAACUACAGUUUCUUCUGCGCCUCAACUGGUUUCAGUUGCACCUCAAAUGGUUUCAACUGCUUCUCAAGGGGUAUCUACCAUAGCCCAACUGACUUCAACAAGUCCUCAUCUAGAGCGUGCUUUGCAAUCAAAGCAGGCGUCUCAAACUCCUUUACUGGCCAGGGCUCUUAAAACUCCAUCUGGUCCUCUGCCAACAACUUUUACUGGUAUACUCAAUACCAGUACAAGAUUAAGUAUCUCUCAGCCACAAACAUCUCAACUCAGGGCCCUUCCAAAAGUGCCUGAGAGUAAUCAGCAAAUGCAGAACUUGGAAUUAACUGCAUCUACUCCUGUCAGUCAAAGUACACUGGCGCGUGGUGAGGGAAUGCCUACGCCUGUAACAGAUUCACAAUCUCUGCCUCUACCCCAGCAAACAACACCUGCCACAUCAGCUGUCUUGCAGGAGCAACCUAGUCAAAAUGAACAAUUGUGCAAAAUUGAAGAAUCUCCUGCAACUGACGGAUCGGCUCAGCCUGAAACUGGUCUCCAAAGUAUUCAAAUGGAUAUGGUUAUGGGUUCAAACCAAAAUUUGACUACCAAUCUACUAACCUUGCCCACUGAGCAACCUGAAAGUCAGCCAACAGCUGCAUUGCCAAUGGAAAAUCCGGAACUUAAACCUCAGCCGCAAAUUUUAGCUGCUCCCAUGGUUGAGCCUCCUCUUCAAACUCAGAUAGAUGGCAAAGGUACUGAAGAUGUGCACAAAGUUCAGCCCUUACCUCAAGUCAAGUCAACAUCUUCAACGGUGCAAUUGCAUCAAUCUUCUAAUGUCACUCAAGGUGUAGCCCAAAAUCAGAUGACUGCCCUAGCAUCGCAACCUAUUCUGCAAGAUCAAAGUUUACUUUGUCCACCGUCAAGUAUGCAGUCAACAGUUGCCUUACAACAAGCUCUUACAACUCAAAUACUGCAGUCUGAACCUCAAGCCGAUGUAGUUCAACCAUCUCUGCAAAUUGAUGAAGGAUCUGAAGCUGCUCAAUCAGUACCUCAGCUUCUUCAGUCAAUGUCAGGAGGACAAUUAACAAAUCUAAACUUAUCUGCUCAGAUUAUAGAGCAAGCAUCAUCAUCAAUCCAACUUCCUUCACAACUGGUGCAUGAUGUUCAACCAGAGCAAAUGGUUCAAACUGAAGGUAGUACAAAAAUGAUUCAGAUUUCAUCCCAGGUAUCCCCUCCAACCUCAAUGAUGCAAGCAGUGGCAGAAAUUUCACCUAUAUCUUCAGCAACACAAGUGAAAUCAGCGAUUGAUGGUGUUACACAGCUUGUGCAAUCUCGAUCACAAGUACAAGGCCCAACCCAGUUGGUAGAGUCAGCUCAUUUGACUCAAGUUAUACCUGCAAAUACUCAGGUAGUGCAAUCAGUCUCCCAGUCCUCACUGCCUCAGCUUGUACAGAGUUCAAAACCAUUGCAGUCAUCACCGCAGAGGUUGGGUAUACAACCUGUUCAACUAUCGUCUAAUGCCACCGCAUCGCAGUUGAGAAGGGUUUCUGGAGAUUUUUCCCCCCAUUUAGUACAAAUUUCUCAGCCAUCACUCGUUCAAACUCUGCAAACAACUCAACUGCAGUCACAUCAAUCAGGACCAUCAUCUCAGGCUGUAUCUAUGGUGUCAAGCGCAUUUUCUACUCAGAAGCAAGUUGAUGUUGAAGUAGGAAAAGUUACCUCUCCGCCUAAACAAAAUUUAGUUCCAUUAUAUAUGGUUCCAUCAUCAUCAUCUUCGCAGUUACCUGUGAUGAUCUCAUCUGCUACUGGAAUGGUCCCAACUGCCACUGGAAUGGUUGUUGUAAAUUCACCAUCUGGGCUUGUUGUGCGCCAAUUGUCUAAACAGGAUAACAAAUUAUCCGGGGAUUCAACUCACGACACAUAUGUGAUCAGUUGUGAGCCUAGUCAACCUCUGUUGGUAUCAACCAUUCAACAACUUUUUAGUGGAAGUGCUCCUGUUGUUUCAACAGCCCAUCUUAAUGCAGCAAUGACGAAUCAAACUUCACCUAUAAUGUCAACUCAAAGCUUCGUAAGUGAUUCAACUGACGCCACUGUAUUAUCAAUCAACUCAGCAACGGUAUCAAAUGAUAUUCCAGUCAAUAUCAACCCUCUGAUCUCUUCGGGAAGUCCUAGAACUCAGUUAUAUCCAUCCUUGACUUCAACAACUCAGACGACAGCUUCCAGUGUAGUGUUGGAUGUACCAAUACCUACUGUAUCUCAAGCUGCACCAAGAGCUGUCACCCCCUCCAGUACGAGUAAUAUUUCCCCACCAGUCAGCACAUUGACCACUGGUUCUCCACCAAGACCUCAAACUCUUUUAGCACUACAAAAUCAGAGUCGCCUUGUCCAACUACAACAGAUACAUAGUGAACAGAUGCGUAUGCAAGAAGAAAAAGCUGCCAAAGAUGAAAAGCAAAACAUUGAACAUCUUCGCCGAAGCCUUGCUCUUCAGCAACAGCAGCAGCUACAACAAGGUCAAGGAUCUCAACCCCAGCAACAACCUCCACAAUCAAAUGUUACACAGCUCUCUCUGCCCCAGCCUGCUCCUGAAGUGCAGCAGAUCAGUACAGCACAAUGUGACUCACAGCAGAUUUCUCAGACUGUGACGAUAUUGCAAAGUAGUGAAUUGAAAAAGUCACCUCAGAAACAAGUGACAAGACUUAGUCCUCAGAAAGCUAAAGAAGAAACGGUUGCUGUUGUUCCUGUUAUUAUUUCUCGGACGAAAAAUCGACCCAUCAUGGGCUCUGUUCCUCCACAGUUUAUGAAGACCAAACCUACUCAGUUAAUACAACUACUUGAACAACCACAGGCACCUCUUCCACCUCCACCUUUGUACCGUACUGUUGUACGCAGAUUGAGUGAUCCCAUUUCUGUUGCAUCUGGUGAUUCCUCCAAUAUUGUCGCUUCGCCUCCGAAGCAGCAAGAAGAGCAACUAAAGAACUCUGAUGAAAAGACCACUGAGACAGUGCCACCAGUUAUUGAAUUUUGUAAACCUUCUGUUGAAUCAUCAGGAGAUAGUGGAACUGUUCCUACUGCCUUACCAAGUGAGUCAUUAGUAACUCAUACAUCACCAAUGAAAGAUUCCUCGAGCUCAACAUCGACCAAGUGUGCACCACCUGAAGAUAUGGGCUCUUCGGAAGAAUUGCCAACUGUUCACAUACAGGCAGAGUCUCUUCCAUUGCCGAUAGCUCUGCCUCAGCCUGCUGAUUCUUCCACUGUGCUGCCGCCGACUAUUUCCCCUCAAAUUCAGCUUACCACUACUACAGAGCCACCAAUUGUAGAGAAAUUGAUACCAGAACCUCUAAAAGAACAGACUUCCACAACUGGUGAGGAGCUUUCGAAGAUUCCUGAAAGACAACUUGUUUCAAGUUGUCCUGAAGAACAAAUUGUGCCAUUCCCAGCUGAAAACCAAAUAUCGUUGGUGCUACCAGAAAAGCCAUCUACAGAAAAAACACCUGGUUCUUCUCCACCAGAAAAGCUUCUAAGUGCACCAUCAACAGAAAUGUUAACACCUGCCCUUGUACCUCUACGGUUGCUAUCAUCACCAGAGAAACUCUCAGCACAAUCAUUGGCAGUAUCUGUUUCUACCUCAACAUCCCUUUCUCCACCACAGCUGUCGACUUCCAAGGGUAAAAUUUAUGCUGUUGUACAAUCUAAAGCACCAGUAGUUGGUCUUUCUCAAAAACUGACACCAACAAAAUCCCCUCUAAAAUUGUCUCCAGGUGUUAAAGCCAUGGUAUUUUCCCCAACUGGAUCUGAACGGUACAUUGGAGAUGCUGUAGUCUUGGGGCAAUCAGAAAGCCCAAGUCCUGAAGCUUUUUGUGUUAGAGGAGGACUGUCAAAUUCUAACUCUAAAAACACUGAUGGUGAAUCUGAGCAAGCAGUGGUUGUGGCCACACUAGCAUCGGCAUCAGGACCAACUAACGAGACCGUUAAUUUUGUGCCCCGUCAGCAUUCAGCUCAACUACCACGACUGAAUCUACUGUCUAAAUUUUCUACUCAAACACUACAUCAGAAGGUUCAACAGCUACCAAUUUCAGAGGCUCCACCACUUGCGCCAGUGUCCUCAUCUAAAGUUUCUGAAACUCCAUCACUGAAAACAUCCCAACUUGGUGAUCUUAAUGUAAAUUCAAGAUCAAGAGUGCUGCAAUCAGGUUUGCCUGUCCAUUUGUACUCUGAUGUGAAGCCUGUGAACUCAUCUGAAGUACGGGUGUACCCUCCCUCCCAAGGAUGUGUUGACGCAGACAGAAUACCAAGUUCGCCAAAAGUUAAACCAACAGUACUUCAAUUAUCAACGCCUGUAACUGUAACUCCUCCACUAGUCCUGACUUCUGUGCAAGUAACUACAUCUAGUAGCAGUGCUUCACCUGCCAAAGGAAGAACAACUGUGCCAAUGACAUAUUCUGCAGUGAAGACAUCUCCAAAGAUACAAAAUCCAACCCAAACAUCUGUACAGUUAUUAACAGCUGUGCCACUUCAACUACAAAAACCUGUUUUGGCAAAGGCACAAACUGUUAUUCAUCAACAACAAAUAUUACAGAGUCCUGGUACCUCAACUUUAAAACUUCAAACAACGACACCUGUGUUUAUUCCAAGUCCGACCACUGCUAUAAGUACAUCUGAGGUCAAGAUUGAGGAUGGGCCAAAUGUCAGUCCAAAACCUAAGAGGCAGCGGAAUAGAAAAAGAAGUUUACGAAGCUCUCAAGAGAAGGAACCAUCACCACCCAGGACUAGUACUGUAGAGACGGAAUUGAGUGUCCCUAAUCCUAAACCACAACUGCCAUCUCCCUCGAAGAACACUGACUGUGGAGUUUCUCCUCCAAAGAGACCGAACAAGAAGAAGGAAAGCACUCCAACCAAGCAACUUAGCCCACUUGUGUCUCAGCACAUGAAUGAUGCUAUAAUGCGAGUAUCUCUUGGAGCUGAUGCUGAGGAAUUGCAAUCAACUUCUAAUGAGCAACUAACUUCAUUGGUGAUGAGAGAAACAGAGAACAGUACUGGUGGACAUUUUGAUGCCCCUCUAGUUGAUGAUGUUUAUUAUGAGGAUCAGGAGAAAAUUCCUGUUGAAGUGGCUGUGGCUGCUCUUUGUGGAGAGGAUAUUGAAAUAGCCAAAGAUUUGAUUGAUGGGAACUUACAUGGGGACAUGAAGAGAAGAGGGUCAAUUACCUUGUUACCUGCCGAUCCCUCUGAUAACACUGAAGAGCUGAACUAUACCUUUAGAAAUGUUAUUUCAAAGACACCUAAUGAUGAUUUGAAUACAGAAGCUCAGGAAUCUAGUAUUGGACCAGAUGGGGAUUCUGUGACAUCAAGUGAUCUCAAAAAAGAUUCAUCUAUCAUGUCAUCUCUUGCUGUGUUAGGAAAUGAAUCUUCAGAUGUUGCUGAUCUUGACUCGGUGAAGAAGGAAACAGAACAGGAGAUAGAGGUUAAAGAAGAUGAAGAAGUAGUUGUUUCCUGUAAAAUUGCUCAAAAACGUAAAGCAACUUCUCACACGGGUUCAUUUUCUGAGCAGUCAAGAUCUUUAUCUGGUAGUGAUGACUUAAGCAUGGACAAAACAAGUACAAGUGAUAUUUUUCCUGAACCUGACCUCCUGUUUGAAACAACGCUUUCCCCAUCAUUUCUCGGAGAAAUCGCUCAGCUCUCUCCAACUAACAGUCAAGAUGCUGUAUGUGCAAGCCCUGAUCCUCUAGACAAGAAAAAGAGGUGUUUUACAGUAAAAACUGCUCCAUUUCACAAGGCGCAAACUGCAACUCAUGAAAUAUUCUCUGAAGCAGUGCCAAAAGUGGAACAAGAUGAGUCUAAAGAUUCAAGUGUAAAUAAGACUUUGUCUUCCAUAGAUAGUCUAAAUCAGUUUAAUGGAGCAACUACAACUGACAACACCUUCCUGGAAACUCAAAAUUCCCAUUUGUCAGUAAAUGAAAGUCAGGCAUCCAUGUCAAAUUCUAAUCAAAUUUUAAGUGGUAUGGCUGGCUCAAGCUCAGAGCCAGCAUUUUUCUCAUUGAAGCCAAGUUCAAGAUUGAAUGAAGGCAGAGUUCCAUCUAUUGAUGAAGCUUCAUGGGAAGGUGAGCCUCUGUAUGCAAGUCAAUCAUCAGAUAAUGAAAAUGAUGAUUUCUGGAGGAAAACCCUCGCGUCAGGAGUAGAUCUUAAUCAAGAGGGAGAUACAAAUAGCUCUUCGACUCCCAGCGAAAGUCUUACUAAAACUGGCAAAUCAUCAGGGCGCAUAGUUACUCGGCGCUCCACAACUCCUCAAGCAAGUAAGGGAAACCUGAAGCGUAAAGACGAAAGUGCUGGCAGUCCUGCACAAAAGCAGUCUGGGGAAAAGAGAAAACGGAUGAGUUCUCUUGUGUCAUCUAACGAUGAAGAGGAAAGCUCUAAGUAUAGCUCAGUACUGAGAUCAAGAGGUCAUUCAACAUCCAAUACCAGCAAAAAGGAGGUUGCCAAAGGUAGUUUAAAGGAAGAUUCUCAAGUACAGCGCCGUGUAUCUCGUCGCACUCAUAAACCAGUUACCAAGUUUGAUGAGCCGCAGAAGAAGGCAAAGCCUUCCCCUAAACAGUCAACUAAGGCAGUUGCUCAUAAAAAAAAAUAGUGUCUUGUUGAGGGGUUUUACCUUUUAUUGUUGCUAGAGAUCUAUAUGUAAUAAUACUGUAAGUAAAAUUGUACUGAAUAUUAUAUAAAGUUUUAACUUUAAUUGUUAUUGUAUGUUUGCAUGUCAUUGUUUGAGCGCCUCUCUUUGAAAAGUACUUAAAAUAGUAAAUUUUCUUGAGCACUGAAGUACUGUCUUGCAGUCAAAAUACGCAUUUCCUUCAUUGUUAGGUGUAAAUGUGAUGUCUUAGCCAAGUGUAGAUUUGUGUUAAGUAAAUACGUUCUAGGUAAUGAGCUGUACAGAAUUUUCAUUUCGCUGCCAAAUAUAGUUCAUUUUAAUCAGGUUCACUAAUUUUAAGAAGCAUUCAUUGUUAUUAUAAUGAGGAUUAAAGGUUGUGCUAAAAAUUCAUUUUGUUACUUAUUCUUUGGAAUUUAUGUAUUGUUAAUUAAGAAGGGGAGUAGGCUCACCCACUGCUGUCUUUUGAAUAGAUUCUUAAGUGAUGGACUGGAAGUUUUCUCAUCUGUGUAUGGGAAACAUUUCCCUGGGAAGGUGUAUUGUAAUGCUCAGGUGCAUUGAUUAUGACAGUAUUAUCUUUGAAACUUCGCUUAGAGAGUAAUGCUUUUAUCACCAGUAUGUGAUAUUGCAAGUAUUCCACUGCAAUUCUUGUGUAGUGAUUAGUAGUUUGGCAAUUUUCAUUAAAACUACUCAAUACAAAAUUAGUGUGUUUCAGUAUCACAUAUCAUCUGUAAAUUUGUAUGUCCUAGUACUAAUAGAAAAGAUGUCAAUCUUUCAAAAUGUUGUAGAUCUGAAUUCUCCCUUGUAAAGUAUUAAUGGAACUAGAGUAAAUUAUUAUGUACACAUGCAGUUCCGCCUGUUCCUUGUUUUUCAUCUAUUGUGGGGAAAAACAUGUUUCUGCUCUUUUUGACAUGCUUUCAAAUUCAUCGUCUGUAAGGUGUAAAUUAGAGCUCUAUGUGGAAGUUAGGUCUCAAUUUUAAUGCUGACAUCAACAUAUACUGUAAUAAUGAUUUCUAGAAUGAGUUGUACAUUUCCCUCCUAAGUCAGUUUUUAUGUUAUGCUCAUUUUAGGUUUUUGUUUAACUAUCUUUUUCAGAAAUUAUAAGGAGGUAAUUUUACUUCAUAAUGUAGCUCAGUAUUGUUUAGACGUGGAAGUAAAUUUUCAUAUUUAGGUUUAGUUAGUUGGACUUUGGUAAGUGUUGAAGUGAGUGGCCCUGAGCAUUGCUGCUUUCCUUGAUCUCUCCCCAUCACCGUACGAUCGAACUGUUUCUUUUGUAUUCUAUGAAAACAAUGGUGCUAUAUCUAUUGAAUGAAGGUACAAAUAUUAUGGUUUGUAGAAGUCCCACUCAUUUUUAAACAGGUUUUCAUGAGUGAGGGCGUGUGCAGUGGUACUUUGGUACAAUAUGCUUGUUUCACCUUAUCUGCCUCAUUCAAAUAUGCAUAACCUAAAGGAAAUUUUUAUUAUUUUUAAUUUGUAUUUCUACUUUUUUUAUUAUUAGUUGCAGCUUCUCAGAAAACCCUGUAUUGUUUGAAAUUGACUGGUAUAUGAACAAAUCAUUAUGCUAUUUGACAGGCAGAAUGCAAGCCUUUUAGUUGUUUGGAUUUUCCCUUCUCUUGCCCAUUCCCAUUCUUGGAUAUUUUAAACAAUAGUGUUCUGUAUUAAGAAUUAAGAACCAGUCAUUAUCCCACAUGUGUUCAGUACAAAUGUACUACAUCAAAGUGUUGUUUUGGGUUGUUUUUCUUCUGGUUUUUAAAUUGUAGUGGUCUUUAUGAAACACUUUUAAAGUCCCCCUGUAGCUGUCAGCUUAUCUAUUGAAGUGCCAUAUGUACCCUCAAAUGAUUUCUUCUAUGUAUCUAUCGUAAUCUAUCAUUGUUCCUCAUUCAAUGCAGCUCUUGACAUUUUAAACAAAUCUGUCGUUGAAACUGAUAGGAAUGGUGCGUGUGCGCAGUAAAGGGGAAUCCCUUCUUCUUUAUGGAAAUUUCCAUACCACAUUGAUAUGUGCUUACAGUAAAAUAUCCAAAGCAUUAAUUAACAAACCUUGUUUCCAGAAGCUUUGUGAUAUCACAUAACAACUAUAAAUAUGAUUAAAUAUGAUGGAGAAUGUUUAGUUCAAAUACGGUAGGAUACAGUAUCUGGUCAUCAAAAUCUUGUUUAUGGCAAUUUUUGAGUUAGCUUUCUGUUGCCUUUGUUCAUACUGUACACAUCACUGUAUUUUUGUACAUAGCUAAUUUAAGACUUUAAAUGUAUAUUGUAAAUUAAAAUGGACAAAAAAUGCUGUGAAAAAUAUUUUAAAUCUGUUUAUGACCUAAGUAAAUAUAAUAUAGCAUCUUUAUAUGACAUAAAUUGAAAUUUCAUGAUGGUAUUAAAAUUGUGUCUGGUGUGUUAGUUAUCAUGUGCUUUUAGCAUGAUUGAAGGCCAUCUUCAUUUUGCUUGAAAUAAAUCAAUUCAUUUAUAUAGAACAUUA
This is a messenger RNA of Frankliniella occidentalis (western flower thrips), 15196 nucleotides long. RefSeq names its product mucin-5AC. The record is from RefSeq and is a predicted model, not a curated record. The transcript has 12 exons. NCBI's taxonomy places the organism in Eukaryota, Metazoa, Arthropoda, Insecta, Thysanoptera, Thripidae. Bases 358 to 12720 code for a protein of 4120 amino acids.